GAGUGCAUCCGAGCAGCAGAGUGCGCCGCGGGGAUCGCGGCGGGGACCUGGGCGCAUCGCGGAGCGGGCGCCAGACGCGGGGCCGAGUGCUCCGGUGCCCGAUCGCGCGCUGCGCCUGCCGAACUCCGGCGUCGCACUCACCUAGCGCCGAUCCCCGCGCAUGGGGUCCCUCCUGGGCUCCCAUUGGCUCCUGUGAGCGCUUGGGUGUCGGGAGCCUGAUUUUGGCGACUGGAACCAACUUUUGAAGUUUGCCCCGAGAUUCUGGUGCAGCCCCGGCUCGUUAGCUCUCAGGCGUCCGGGCCGGACGGACGGAGGCGCGUGUCACCAUGGGGAGCAAAGGUGCUUACCGCUAUCACUGGCAGAGCCACAACGUCAAGCAUAGCGGCGUGGACGACAUGGUGCUGCUCUCCAAGAUCACUGAGAGCUCCAUCGUGGAGAACCUGAAGAAGAGAUACAUGGACGACUACAUCUUCACAUAUAUAGGGUCCGUAUUGAUCUCUGUCAACCCUUUCAAGCAGAUGCCGUACUUUGGGGAAAAAGAAAUUGAAAUGUACCAAGGAGCGGCCCAGUAUGAAAACCCUCCCCAUAUCUAUGCCCUCGCGGACAGUAUGUACAGAAACAUGAUCAUCGACAGGGAGAACCAGUGUGUCAUCAUCAGUGGUGAAAGUGGUGCUGGAAAGACGGUUGCUGCGAAGUACAUCAUGAGCUACGUCUCCCGGGUAUCAGGAGGAGGCCCCAAAGUCCAGCACGUGAAGGACAUCAUCCUGCAGUCCAACCCGCUGUUGGAGGCCUUCGGGAAUGCCAAGACCGUGCGCAACAACAACUCUAGCCGAUUCGGAAAAUACUUUGAAAUCCAGUUCAGUCCAGGUGGGGAACCUGAUGGCGGAAAGAUCUCCAACUUCCUUCUGGAAAAGUCUAGGGUGGUGAUGAGGAACCCAGGAGAGCGGAGUUUUCACAUAUUUUACCAGCUGAUUGAGGGGGCCUCUGCCGAGCAGAAGAACAGCCUUGGCAUCACCAGCAUGGACUAUUACUACUACCUGAGCCUCUCCGGCUCCUACAAGGUUGAUGACAUUGAUGACAAGCGGGAGUUCCAGGAAACCCUGCACGCCAUGAAUGUGAUUGGCAUCUUUGCAGAAGAGCAGACACUGGUGCUGCAGAUCGUGGCCGGGAUUCUCCACCUGGGUAACAUCAGCUUCAAGGAAGUGGGCAACUACGCAGGCGUGGAAAGCGAAGAGUUUUUGGCUUUUCCGGCGUAUCUGCUGGGCAUAAACCAGGACCGGCUGAAAGAGAAGCUGACCAGCCGGCAGAUGGACAGCAAGUGGGGGGGCAAGUCGGAAUCCAUCCACGUGACCCUCAACGUGGAGCAGGCCUGCUACACCAGGGACGCGCUGGCCAAGGCCCUGCAUGCCCGGGUCUUCGACUUUUUGGUGGAUUCCAUCAACAAAGCCAUGCAGAAGGACUAUGAAGAGUACAACAUCGGCGUCCUAGACAUCUAUGGCUUUGAGAUAUUCCAGAAAAAUGGCUUUGAACAGUUUUGCAUCAAUUUUGUUAACGAGAAAUUACAGCAGAUUUUUAUUGAACUGACAUUAAAGGCAGAGCAGGAAGAAUACGUCCAAGAGGGGAUCCGAUGGACACCCAUUGAGUAUUUCAAUAACAAGAUUGUGUGUGACCUCAUAGAAAACAAAGUUAACCCUCCCGGGAUCAUGAGCAUCCUGGACGACGUGUGCGCCACCAUGCACGCAGUGGGUGAGGGGGCCGAUCAGACACUGCUGCAGAAGCUGCAGAUGCAGAUUGGGAGCCAUGAGCACUUCAACAGCUGGAACCAAGGCUUCAUCAUCCAUCACUACGCCGGGAAGGUGUCCUAUGACAUGGACGGCUUCUGUGAAAGGAACCGGGAUGUGCUUUUUAUGGAUCUGAUCGAACUCAUGCAGAGCAGUGAGCUGCCUUUUAUAAAGUCUUUAUUUCCUGAAAACCUGCAAGCUGACAAGAAAGGACGCCCAACGACUGCUGGAAGCAAAAUAAAGAAACAAGCCAAUGACCUCGUGAGUACCCUGAUGAAGUGUACGCCUCACUACAUCCGCUGCAUAAAACCGAACGAAACCAAGAAGCCCCGAGACUGGGAGGAAAGCAGAGUCAAACAUCAGGUGGAAUAUCUGGGUCUGAAGGAAAACAUCCGCGUGAGGAGAGCUGGUUACGCUUACCGGCGUGUCUUCCAGAAAUUCCUGCAGAGGUAUGCCAUCCUGACCAAAGCCACCUGGCCAGCAUGGCACGGCGACGAGAAGCAAGGUGUCCUGCACUUGCUACAGUCCGUCAACAUGGACAGUGACCAGUUCCAGCUGGGCAGGAGCAAAGUGUUCAUCAAAGCCCCCGAAUCCCUGUUUCUUCUCGAGGAAAUGAGAGAACGGAAGUACGACGGGUAUGCCCGGGUGAUACAGAAGUUGUGGAGGAAAUUUGCAGCCCGGAAGAAAUACGUUCAGAUGAGAGAAGAAGCCUCAGACCUGCUGCUGAACAAGAAGGAGAGGAGGCGGAACAGCAUCAACCGGAACUUCAUUGGGGAUUACAUCGGGAUGGAGGAGCACCCCGAGCUCCAGCAGUUCGUGGGCAAGAGGGAGAAGAUUGACUUCGCAGACACAGUCACCAAGUACGACAGGCGGUUCAAGGGAGUAAAGCGGGACCUGCUCCUCACCCCGAAGUGCUUGUACCUCAUCGGACGGGAGAAGGUGAAGCAGGGCCCGGACAAAGGCCUGGUGAAGGAGGUGCUGAAGCGGCGAAUUGAGGUGGAGCGGAUCCUGUCUGUGUCGCUCAGUACCAUGCAGGACGACAUUUUUAUCCUUCACGAGCAAGAAUACGACAGUUUGCUUGAGUCUAUCUUCAAAACGGAAUUCCUAAGCCUCCUUGCAAAGCGUUAUGAGGAGAAAACUCAGAAGCAGCUACCUCUGAAAUUCAGCAACACGUUGGAAUUGAAGCUGAAGAAGGAGACCUGGGGUCCCUGGAGUGCAGGGGGCUCCCGGCAGGUGCAGUUCCAGCAGGGCAUCGGUGACCAGGCUGUGCUGAAGCCCAGCAACAAAGUGCUGCAGGUCAGCAUCGGACCUGGGCUGCCCAAGAACUCCCGUCCUACCCGAAGGAACACUGUCCACAGCAGAGGUUCUUCCUGUGGGAUUCAAAAUGCUAACUACCCAACAAGAGCUGCCCCUCCUCCCCCAGGGCACCACCAGAACGGUGUCAUCAGGAACCAAUUUGUGCCAGCCCCGCAGGCUCCUGGAAACCAGCGGUCCAGUGACAGAAGCCUGUAUACCUCCAUGACCCGCCCCCCACUGCCACGGCAGCAGUCCAUAGGUACCGACCGAGUGUCACAGACCCCCGAGAGCCUGGAUUUCCUUAAGGUCCCAGACCAAGGUGCUGCAGGUGUCCGCAGACAGACGACCAGCCGGCCUCCCCCAGCAGGGGGCAGGCCCAAGCCCCAGCCCAAGCCCAAACCACAGGUGCCGCAGUGCAAGGCCCUGUAUGCCUAUGAUGCUCAGGACACGGACGAGCUCAGCUUCAACGCCAAUGACGUCAUCGACAUCAUCAAGGAAGAUCCUUCAGGCUGGUGGACAGGUCGGCUCCGAGGCAAGCAGGGCUUAUUCCCCAACAACUACGUGGCCAAGAUCUGAGGCACCCGCACCCGCACGGCACAGACAGACCAGGGCCACCCGGGGGCGCCCCACUGACCCACAGUGAGCAGUCGCUUCUCCCAGGCCCCAGCAGGGGGGGUGCCUUCUGCGUGCAGAAUCCUGAAAAGGGGACUGAGGACAGGAGCGCCACCCCACCAAGUGACCCUAAACGGUAGCCUGGUGUGGGGACCAGGCGGGCACAACCACCGCCCACCAAGAUUUAUUUAUUGUAUUUAAACCUGGUGUGUGGACAAGCGAGACCCCAGUGACCUCGCUGGCUCCCAUCCCAGCAGCCUCCUGUGGCCUGUGCGCCUUGGCCCCUGACAAGUGCCUUGACCGGAGAGCACAUUGCUGUCCCCCAUCGUCUACGAUUCCCUUCAGGAAGGACCUGCUCAUGAGCGCGCAGGCUCCUGGCUGGUGCAGGGCUGCUGGCCUACCUGGGCAGGGCACUGGGCGGACGGCCUUGCUUUCUCUGGUUCUUCAGUUGGAGUUUGGCUCACGGCAGUGUCACGUUUAAUGCUGUACUUAUCUCAAGAAGGAUCUUUCUUAAGCUGUACAUUUAUUAAAAAAAAAAACCUCAGAUCAUAUACUAUAUAUAUAAACUCUCGGGGUGGUAGGGACACAUAUGAAUGUGCUAGUAGCGUCCCACUGUGCUCGCUCGGGAAGGUCAGUUUUAUUAAACCUUGUACCAGGUACUGACAAAAGAUGGCCCUGCUCCUCCUCAACUGCAGACACUAUGGCUGCUUCUGACUCAAUCCCCGAAGACCCUUGUCCACCCUUGUGUCCCUCCCCACCUCCUACCCAAAUAAAGGGACCAGUGAGCCUUA
Molecule: messenger RNA, 4480 nt
Organism: Cavia porcellus (domestic guinea pig)
Lineage: Eukaryota; Metazoa; Chordata; Mammalia; Rodentia; Caviidae
Gene: Myo1e
Product: myosin IE
Exons: 28
Coding region: 327-3653 (1108 amino acids)
Biological process (GO): vesicle transport along actin filament; actin filament organization
Cellular component (GO): vesicle; actin cytoskeleton; myosin complex
Molecular function (GO): ATP binding; microfilament motor activity; actin filament binding
Source: RefSeq, a predicted model, not a curated record